Molecule: messenger RNA, 791 nt
Organism: Dermatophagoides pteronyssinus (European house dust mite)
Lineage: Eukaryota; Metazoa; Arthropoda; Arachnida; Sarcoptiformes; Pyroglyphidae
Product: FGFR1 oncogene partner 2 homolog
Source: RefSeq, a predicted model, not a curated record
CAAUUUUUCUUACUAAUUUACAUUUUGGACAUUUAUUGAUUUUGGAAUCUUCCAAUUUCUUUCUAAUUUAAAAUAGAAAAAAAAUAAAAAUUUCACCAAUAUUACCCUAAUAAAUGUCGAAUAAUAUGACUCCAAAUAUUGAUAAAAUUAUACAAUCAUUACAAAAAAAUACUCAACAAUUAGAUAAUCUUAAUGAACAGAUGAAUGAUUUAUCCAAUUCUUCUCAAGAUUUAUAUAAUACAAUUAAAUUGAAUAAAGAGUAUAAUGACGAACUUAACUAUCUUAAUAAUCUAUCUACAUAUAAUACACGAGCUUCCUUAAUUGCUGCAUUGGAACAAGAAAGAAAAACUAUUCAAGAAUUGGAAAAUGAAAAUCUAGAACUAGAAUCUGCCAUACAAAAUCAUCAAAAAGUUUUGAAUGUAAUCAUGACUAAAUAUCGUGAACAAGGACAUUUAUUAGAAAAAUUAAAUCAAUUGGAACAAUCAUAUGAAAUUCAAGAUGAUCUAUUGUUUGAACGUGAAAAUUUUUUCCAAACCAAAUUAAAUGAAUUAGUGCCAUUACUCGAUUCAGUCGGUGCAUUCGAUGAAAUUGAAAUUCAAAAACAAGAUGUCCUUAUACAAAAAAUGAUCGAAAAAAAUAAUAAGAUAAAAAAACUUUUACAACAACAAUUAUACGAAGAAUGAUUGAUUGUGAAACAAAAGUGACCAUUUCAAAAAGCAACGAAUGCUCAUUCAUUAUUUAUUUGUAUUAGGAAAAAAAGUCAGCCUUGGCAAUAAUUUGUAAAUUUUUUU